GUCCGGUGAAUACAUUUUCUCGGCUUUCCCGUGUCACGGUGUCGCGAGCGCGUCUGUCGUCGACGCUCGCGGUGUCCGUCGUUUUUUAUCUAAUCGCUCGAGGAAAAUUCGAUUCCGCGAGGGUGUUAGUACCGGUCGCGAGUGAUCGGUCGAAGUGUGCGUGGCGUGCACGAGAUCGAAAGGGUCGUCCAGGUCUUUCGUGGAGCGAAGAAGACGAGCGACGAAGGCAGUCAACGGUGAGAGACGAGUACGAGAAGAGAGAGAGAGAGAAAAACGGCGUGGAGCGAGAGGCCACAAGCGAGGAGAGACGACCAGAGUGAAAGAGAACAGAACGAAAGAGAGAAGAGGCUAGAAGUGUGUCGGGCCACUAUACACCGAGAAAGGAGCAGGGAAAUCUUGCUUUUCCUCUUCGUACUGUUGGAUCGAAGGGCAGAGGGGUGGGCUACUCGUGGGUGGGGUGCCGAAAAGUGAAGAGACAGUUCGAAAAGGAAGAAGUAGAAUCCGCGAAGGGUGUACGACGGAUCGUGUGGAUUUCUUGUGCGAGGGAAGAGUAUCGUGCCCAUAAAACGAGAGUGCGAGAAAGAGAUAGUGCUGUGCCGUGUAAACAUACAUCCCAUUGCCGUAAGUGCGUGCGCGAGUGGCAAUCAGCGACGACUUAACAUCGUCGUCGACGUCGUCGUUGACCGUCGUCGAGAUUGUGCGAGGUAUCUCUUUGUGACAACUAACGCGUCGAAGUCCAAGAAAACGUAAAAACGUAAAAAAAAGAAAAGGAACACGGAAACAGGUCCGAGAUUGCGUAUUAAAUCGUCCGUAUAUAUGACACGCUUAUGAGGCUUGAUCACAAAUGACAGUCCAUCGGACGAGAGGGCAAGUCGAGUGCUGGCUGGAUUCGUCUGUCUAGCGGGCAAAACGCGACACGAGAUGCAUCGUAGGGUGGGGUACAGCAACUACGAUGGCAAGAUCGCCGGCCUCUACGACCUGGAGGAAACCCUCGGCCGCGGUCAUUUCGCCGUAGUGAAGCUCGCGCGACACGUUUUCACCGGCGAGAAGGUUGCUGUGAAGGUCAUCGACAAGAGCAAACUCGACGAGGUCUCGAGAGCGCACCUCUUUCAGGAGGUGAGAUGCAUGAAGCUGGUGCAACAUCCGAACGUGGUCAGGCUUUACGAGGUGAUCGACACGCAGACGAAGCUUUACCUGAUCCUGGAGCUCGGUGAUGGCGGUGACCUCUACGAUUACAUCAUGAGGCACGAUAGCGGCCUCAGUGAAGAGGUGGCCAGAACGUACUUUCGGCAAAUAGUCAGAGCCAUAUCGUAUUGCCAUCGAUUGCACGUGGUGCACAGGGACCUGAAACCAGAGAAUGUGGUGUUCUUCGAGAAACUCGGCACCGUGAAGCUCACCGACUUUGGAUUUAGCAAUAGGUUCUGUCCGGGUCAGAAGCUCGAGACUUCCUGCGGCUCUCUGGCGUACUCUGCGCCGGAAAUCCUGCUCGGCGAUAGUUACGAUGCUCCUGCUGUCGAUGUUUGGUCGCUAGGAGUAAUUUUGUACAUGCUAGUAUGCGGUCAAGCGCCUUUCCAAGAGGCGAACGACAGCGAAACCCUCACCAUGAUAAUGGACUGCAAGUAUUCGAUACCGCCGCAUGUUUCGGACGGCUGUACACGAUUAAUUGCCAAAAUGCUUGUCAAAGAACCCGAGGGUAGAGCGACGCUCGAGGAGAUAGCCGCUGAUCCUUGGCUGGCGAUCGGGUCAGAUUCGGAUUCCAUGGAAACGUUGCCCCUCGUCUCGAGGCAACAGGUCUCCGAUGAUCAUCAUAAUCAUAUCAUAACCAAAAUGGUUAACGGUAACAUUGCCACCAAAGAAGAAAUAUUGGACGCCCUCGACAAGAAUGAAUACAAUCACAUAACGGCGACGUAUUUCUUGCUAGCCGAAAGGAAACUGCGGGCUCAUCGUCAAGAGCAGGUGCAGAAAACUCGUCCGGAGAUCCUUGAAGUCUCGCCUAGCCGACAGGAUGACGCGGCAACGAACUUGCGUACCGACCAAAAUUCAUUGAGCACGGUGAACCAAUCGUUGUUGAGCGUGCCACGAACGCCCGGUGACGUUUCUCAAAACAUUCGAACGCGGAAGUGCAGCAUCGUCCAAGAGGAGGAGGACGAGGACGACGUGUCCUCGUGUUCGGGUCGGGACGAACGAGGCAGCAACUCCGCGUUAAACUCGUUCAAUCGGCGCGGUUCCAGGUCGGAGGGCAAGCUAUCGCAUAUCCUGCAGGAGAGGCUGUCCCAGCUGCCGGAGAAACCGAGCCACAAGCCACUGUCGUCUCAGCGGAACUCCCAGAAGGACAUCAACGUCGCUCCUGUAACAGAUGGGAAAGAGAGACUGAAGUCUAGUCCAAAGAGUGGGAACAGCAAUGAUUCCUCGUCGCCUGUCCACGCGAAAACGUCGGGCAGAUCUCAAACGAGCAAUCAGCUCGUGGACCAAGUACCUGCAGCAACGAAGUUCGAUCCUACGAGCCAGGAGAACCUAAAGAAUCGACUGGACGAUGGGUCGCCUAGCUGGGCUAGGAAGGGGACUAGUACAGAGAACAGGCCAAAGCCGGUGUCCGAGUGUUUGAAGUCGGUGGGACCAGUACCAGCGAAUAAGUGGAGGAUGGGGGCGCAGCAUCGAUCGUCUCUAGACUCUUCUUCGACGACAGGUUCGCCAAAAUCCGCAGAAGCUAGCACGACGACCACCACAACCACUAUCCUGACGGAAUCGUCCACAGUGUCGAUACCGCUCCGACCUUUAGGCGCGUUCGGCGACAACGUGGGUUCGUUGACGCCGAAAUACAAGACCAUGCCGUCGCCAGGUAGCACAAGCGCGACGUCGACACCGUUGAACGAGAUCCUGGAGGACGGAGACGCGUUACCAGUGGCCAACAGCGAUAGUAGCGGUGGGUCCAAGUGUCGCGUAGUCAGGAGGACGGGAUACGAGCAGAGGAGAAGUAAGUUCCACAAGACGCGCACAACCUCUUGUUCGAGCUCGGACGCCAGCGACGACGACAGCGAGAGCAGGAAGAAGAGGGCGCACAAGUUCGGCGCGUCGACGGGUAAACCUAUGCCUUCCAGACGCGACAGUCACGACGAUUCCAGUGAUUCUCAGGAUCCUGGUGGAAGCGGCGGCGGCGGUGAAGGGGGUGGUGGCGGAGGGGUGGGUAACGGGGAACACACGACGGAGACACCGUCGAGCGAGACGAAUCGCAAAGACAGUGGUAACAGAAGCAAUACGACGACCACGACCACUACAACGACCAGCGGAAGGCACAGAUGCGCGGAGAACCAAGUUAUAUUCGGCAGAAGGCAUCGCGCGGGCAGGAGAAGAGCCGGAGAAACGCGACUGCGAGAGAGUCAGUCGUUGAACCGUAUCACGGAGGUCCAAGAGGCGGAGGGUCCGUCGUCGUGUCACAAUCACUGUCACGUAUCCCGUAACUCGGCUGUCCUAGGGGUUCAAAGCAUGUCUUCGUCGUCCUCGUCGGUGUCGCAAAGCAGCACGGGCUCUCACGGCAUAGCUCAGCCCAUGUCUCAGGCAGCUGCCACGGUGCAGAAGGCGAAAGGCUUUGGGGCUAGGCUUCUCCAAAGCUGGUCGCUCAGCACUGGGAAAUCCUCGUUAUCGCAGCCGUCGAAUAAACAGAAUAAUUGUAGUCCGAAUGGAAGGUGCGCCAAGCAGGAGGUACAAAGAGACAGGUGUCAGAGGAUCGAGAUCUGUUGCGACGAUAAGGAGAUAAACGGCAGCUCGAUCAACCAGAUACCGUCCAAUGAUAAAGAGAACCGGAACGGAUCGGUGAACAGGAACGAUUGCAAGAGCAGAAAAAUACGUCUGCUCAGUCGCUACUUCGCCGUGCACAAGAAACUCUGCGUCCCUUUGCCGGGCCUAUUCGGCAAGGGACGUCUGUACAAGGCUAGAUCGUGCGGGAGCAUCGCACGCGAUCGCGUCAGUCCACCGUCGCCCAAGUCCGUGCUGUUCUGCGCCACGGCGGACGACAAGUGGCGGGAACGUCGUCAGUGGUGCGACGCGAAGCACCAGCAUCGCGGCAGCGACGGGGACAUCAAUCAGAAUCUCGGUCUGUCGCAUUUGGUCCAGGAGACCGUGGUCGGGAAAGGUUGCGGCGCUCUGCCCACGGUCUGUCACAUUCACCUCGGCGACGCGUCCAAGUGCUGCAGCCUCUGUUGAUGAAAGCGCAUAGAGAGUAAGUCGAUGCACAAACGAUGGAAGACACGGUACGAUUGUGGACGAGCCGUUGUUACAGGAUGGAUAACGAUUGCCGCCGUUUCCAGCGACGAACGCGCGGCUAUCACGAAGUGCAAUCUAUUUUAUAGUAGCGACGACCGAUUCGCGGGAACACGUGGCCUCGUCGGUUAUGCGGAGACCGGACAUCUCCUGGACGCCAUACGCGUCGCGACGAUCGUCAGCCGCGACCUUUCGGCGAUUAAGCGGCAUGCGUCAAUGGUCAAUGCGUUUGAUCGAUCGCCUCAUGUAUCCCCCCUCCCUCGUGCUUCACCGUCACCAUUACCUUACCCCUUCCCCGAAUGAUGCGUACCGACGAGAGUAAAAGGGUCAAGUCGAAAAGGAGGGCGUUAUCGAUCGAUCUGUCGCUCUGCGGGAAGUGUAUCUAGUCCGUGUGAACAAACCUAUAUUAAACAUUACAGAGUUUAUUAUAAUUAUUAUUAUUAAUUUUAUUUUUACUAUUAAUAUUAUUAAUAUUAUUAUCACGUUUAUUAUUAUUGACUACGAUUAAUAUUAUUGUCAUUGUCUAAUAGUACGACUUAGAUAUCGACGUGAAUCGGGUGCAACAGAGUCGUAAAAUCAUCCGGCAUCCGUGGACAUUGGAAUCUCAUAACCAUGGAGGAUCUUCCUCCCCGUUACCCUUUUAUUUAACAGUCCGUCUAUUCCGUUCUUCUACCGGUUUGUGAUUACCGUACUGAUGCCACCGUAGCACGAUCGUCGCUCUCGCGGAUCUCGCGUGACUAUGUCACGAAACACGAGCGGCACGAUAUUUAUAUGUAACGCUAAUGAAUUACAUUUACGCGCGUAUCGUUUUCGACGGAGAACAUUGUUAGUGGUGCUACACGCGGAUGCUCGGUGUGGCGGGAAAGAAAGCGGAAAAUGAAUUCAAACGACGCUCGUUAAGGGGAGGAUUAGAUUUGAUCCUAGUGAUGAAUUAAAAUCCACACGGUAAUUGCUGGGGUUUUAUAAAAUAAAGAUAUUUAGUACAGGAGAUUUAGAUACCUAGUGAAAGCAGAAAAAUAAAAAGAAAAACUAUAGUCUCGAUUGAAGAAGUCUUGAAAGUAUAUUACAGGCUUAUAUUUAAGUCUGUCAUCUGUAAACUAGAAAAUAAGAGAUUCAACAAAUUCAGCCUAUACACUGAAAAAGAGAGAUGCAAGGAGUAAAAAGAAAAUAAGUUAUAAGAUACCAAAAAUAUCAUACAGUUAUAUCCAGAUGACAUUGUGUUCUAAUUAGUCUUCAGAAUUCCAGCGAGCGUCGUUCCGCGAUUUUCUUCUCGUCACAAGCUCGUUUCCUCUUCGUACAUCGCAGCGUUAAAUUGAAAGCAAGUCGCGCGCUUGCCGGCUGAGCGCGUUCCUCCAUCCUCUUCGUUCAUCGUCGUUCUCAUCCGAGAAAAAAAAACAGCAAAGUCGUUGCUGAAUUCAUCUUAUCGAACAAAAUAUCAUGAGAUCAUAACUGACGGAUGUUACACGCGUCUCCACGAAGCGAGAUGAACCGUUGAAUGAUAAUUAUCCAUGACAAAACACGCUUUUCUCCUUCGUCGAUCGACGAAGCUUCUGAAGACUCGAUCAGGAUGGAGUUUCUUGGAUUAACUUUGUCUGCUUCGAAGAUCGAAUGCGGGUCAUUCGGCUGAGGUAACGCUGAGUCUAAGGGAUGCAUGUGCACACGUUUCGCUUUCCACCCUCCCUUUUUGUAUGUACGUCACUGCGAGCGGUACAGGGGUUGAAGGUCGAAACACAAAUUUAUUUUUUCUAUCUUGAAUAAAUUUAAGUAUCGUUAUUUAAUCGUGUCACUUUCUGGUACAAAUAUCAGACGGAAUGAUUUUUCAAAAUUUCUUUGUACAAAUUUUGAAUUGAAAUUUGAAGCGAAGAUUGAUAGUUGAAUUUUAUAAUAAUACUUGAAGUAUCGACCUUUAAAUCUCAAUGGUUGCCUCCUCGAAGCUGACGUUUCUUGUCCCUGAAAUAGCCCAAGAUCGUUGGUAUGUACCUAACACGUAUCAGGUGUACGAAACCCACGCGUUACUGUAUGUACCGAGCCAGACGUUUAUAGUGUAAUACAAUUUAUUUAUUAUAUACAUAUAUACAUAUAUAUAUAUAUAUAUAACCUGUUGAGAGACGAUCCUUUUCUAAAUCGUCACUGCCCGACGAUCGUCGACCCUAUUUUACUUCUCUCUCAUUCUCACGUUCUUCUUUCACCUUAGUGAAAAAGUUCAUCGUCGGGACGAAUUGUUUGCUUCCUCGACAAAGACUGAGCAAAUUGUACAAUAAUCACCGAGAUCACUAAAUCAGACCAAAAAGAUAAACGAAUGGUAAUUCGAGCGACGCUUGUAACUUCCCUUUCAGUCGCAUCGUUUACGAACGAGAAACGCGUUCUACUGAUUCAACGAAGUCUCGUUCGUUGUUCGUUUCGUGUAUCAACGAAAGAAACAAAGAAGUGUAAAACGGGCAUUAAAUGGAUUUCCGUUCGAUGGAAAUGUUAUAGGAAGAGAGCAGAAACCAUGACACGCGAACAUCCCUAUUUUAGCUGAUAAAAGCUGCGCGAUACCGUUAGUGGUGUGCUUCGUUGUCGGGCAUUAACCCCUUAAGAAUUCACUCAAUUUUCAAAGAAAACUCAUCCAUUAAAGGUUACUCAAUUUCGGCUAUAGUUCUGGAUAAACGGACCCGUGUAAUAAUGCGAGAAUGGUACAAAAAGGGGACGUCAUAUUUUCCUGGAACGUAAUAUUACGGGGUGAAAUUUGAUGCUGGUACGAGACUAAUGGAGGUGGUCCUUAAGGGGUUAAGGGUCACCGGUGAAUUCAUAAGCUUGACCAAUAAAAUAACAUUCUAUCCUUGAAACGUUCUAAGGUUACACUUUCUAUACGCGAUUAGAAGUACCAUAUUUUUUUUUUUAAUUUUUUAAUGUACCGCCUGCAAAUUGUAAGUAAUCUAGCAAAUUGUUGCAUCAGUAUCGAGUUGUUCUUGACAAAUUUCCUGUAUGCGAAGGACUCGUGUCCAGAUGCCGAUAUUAUCUAUGGUAAAUAAGAGAUAUUUUCGUGUUGUAAAAUGAAUCCACUUAGCGACAUCCAUGUGUUAUAAAAAAAAAGAAGAAUGAAAACGAAGGGAUCGUCGCCAUUACGAAAUUUUCAAACUGAUAUUCUGGUUUACUAGUCCCGUUAAAGUUGUCCUGGACAAUGCUAUCGUAUAGAGUACAAUGUGCCCCAUGGUGAAUUUUUGUAAGUCGAAAAAUACCCAUUUUUUCCACCGAUAUGCCGUACUAACGGAUGUCGUCAAACGCUCGUGUCCUCGGGUCUCAAGUGAGAACGGUUAAAAAUGAAAACAGAAUAAUUAACAUGGAAAAAGAGUAUAUACAUAAACAUAUACGUAUAUAUACAUAUAAGACAAGUGUCCGCUUUAGAUUUCAUAAAUGUCGGCCCAACUUACUGCCAGCUGAAUGUAACAAGACAAGAGAAACAACAAACAAUAAGAUCCAUUUUGUGUGCACCUGACGACGAUCGAGGUGUGUCGUCGUGACGUGCGCAUAAUUAUUCAUGCAAUAAACUGUGUGCCCGAAACGAAUAAAUGAAAAUGAACGAAUCGGCGAGAUA
Messenger RNA from Osmia bicornis bicornis, 7834 nucleotides. RefSeq names its product serine/threonine-protein kinase MARK1 (gene Snrk). Lineage: Eukaryota; Metazoa; Arthropoda; Insecta; Hymenoptera; Megachilidae. The coding region runs from base 922 to 4200 and encodes 1092 amino acids. Gene Ontology annotation, biological process: microtubule cytoskeleton organization; protein phosphorylation; intracellular signal transduction. Gene Ontology annotation, molecular function: ATP binding; tau-protein kinase activity; protein serine/threonine kinase activity. The record is from RefSeq and is a predicted model, not a curated record. Gene Ontology annotation, cellular component: cytoplasm. The transcript is spliced from 8 exons.